This is a messenger RNA of Artibeus jamaicensis (Jamaican fruit-eating bat), 3214 nucleotides long. RefSeq names its product zinc finger and SCAN domain containing 2 (gene ZSCAN2). Gene Ontology annotation, cellular component: nucleus. The record is from RefSeq and is a predicted model, not a curated record. Gene Ontology annotation, molecular function: RNA polymerase II cis-regulatory region sequence-specific DNA binding; DNA-binding transcription factor activity, RNA polymerase II-specific. Lineage: Eukaryota; Metazoa; Chordata; Mammalia; Chiroptera; Phyllostomidae. Bases 191 to 2035 code for a protein of 614 amino acids. The transcript has 3 exons. Gene Ontology annotation, biological process: central nervous system development; regulation of transcription by RNA polymerase II.
UUUGCCUCUCCACCGAGCAGUCUUGACUCCGGAGGGGCCGGUCCCUGGACGGGGUGCUUUUGCAUGCGAAGCCGCCGCCAGUACAGUAUCUGGUCUCCGGAGAGGCUACUUGUUGAAAUUUGAGGAGGGAGGCGUCUUCUCAGAGAGCUUGGCUGGAGAAGCCUGAGUGAUUGCCCCAAGGACGCGGGUGAUGGCUGCGGAGGUGCCGAGAGCAGCCCCUCCCCUGAGCCCCACGGUCCAGGGACCCCCAGAGGAAGACGAACAGGAGGAGGAGGUCACCACCAUGACCCUGGAGGAUGACUCUUGGGUACAGGAGGCUGUGCUGCAGGAGGAUGGCCCUGAGCCCGAGCCCUUUCUCCAGAGCACUGACAAGGGCAGCCCCUGCGAGGAGGUGGUCGGAGGGCCACAGGGCGCCCUCGGCCGCCUGCGGGAGCUCUGCCGGCGCUGGCUGCGGCCAGAGAUGCACACCAAGGAACAGAUGCUGACCGUGAUGCCAAGGGAAAUUCAGGCUUGGCUGCAGGAGCACAGGCCGGAGAGCAGCGAGGAGGCAGUAGCUCUGAUGGAAGACUUGACCCAGACCCUUCAGGACAGUGAUUUUGAAAUCCAGAGUGAAAAUGGGGAGAACUCCAAUCAAGACAUAUUUGAGGACGGGGAGUCGAGUGAGAUCUUCUCAGAAAUGCCGGAGGGGGAAGGCGGUCAGCGGUCCGGCUGGGAAAGUGACUUUGAGAGGGGCUGCGGCUCCCGGGGGCCCCGGAGAAAGGCCCCAGGUAAGGACCCCAGGGAGCUGCCAGCGCAGCGUCGGGGGGCCGGGCAGCUCAUCGGCCUUCAGGGCACCUACCUAGGCGAGAAGCCCUACGAGUGUCCCCAGUGCGGCAAGACCUUCAGCCGGAAAUCCCACCUCGUCACGCACGAGCGCACCCACACGGGAGAGAAAUACUACAAAUGUGACGAAUGUGGGAAAAGCUUUAGUGACGGUUCAAACUUCAGCCGACACCAAACGACUCACACUGGGGAGAAGCCUUAUAAAUGCAGGGAUUGUGGGAAAAGUUUUAGCCGGAGCGCCAACCUCAUAACCCACCAGAGGAUUCACACGGGCGAAAAGCCCUUUCAGUGCGCCGAGUGUGGCAAGAGCUUCAGCAGGAGCCCCAACCUCAUCGCGCACCAGCGAACCCAUACCGGCGAGAAGCCCUACUCGUGCCCGGAGUGUGGCAAGAGCUUCGGCAAUCGGUCCACCCUUAACACACAUCAGGGAAUCCACACCGGAGAGAAGCCCUACGAGUGUAAAGAAUGCGGCGAAACCUUCACCUACAACUCCAACCUGAUCAGGCACCAGAGGAUCCACACGGGGGAGAAGCCGUACAAAUGUUCCGACUGUGGGCAGAGGUUCAGCCAGAGCUCGGCCCUCAUCACACACCGGCGGACGCACACGGGGGAGAAGCCCUAUCAGUGCGGAGAGUGCGGGAAGAGCUUCAGCCGCAGCUCCAACCUGGCCACGCACCGCAGGACCCACCUGGUGGAGAAGCCCUACAAGUGCGGGGAGUGCGGGAAGAGCUUCAGCCAGAGCUCCAGCCUGAUCGCCCACCAGGGAGUGCACACGGGCGAGAAGCCCUACGAGUGCCUGACCUGCGGGGAGAGCUUCAGCUGGAGCUCCAACCUCAUCAAGCACCAGAGGAUCCACACCGGCGAGAAGCCCUACAAGUGCGGCGAGUGCGGGAAGUGCUUCAGCCAGCGCUCCCAGCUGGUGGUGCACCAGCGGACCCACACGGGCGAGAAGCCCUACGAGUGCCUCAUGUGCGGCAAGAGCUUCAGCCGAGGCUCCAUCCUGGUCAUGCACCAGAGGGCGCACUUGGGGGACAAACCCUACAGAUGCCCCGAAUGUGGCAAGGGCUUCAGCUGGAAUUCGGUUCUCAUCAUACACCAGCGAAUCCACACCGGGGAGAAGCCCUACAAGUGCCCCGAGUGUGGCAAAGGCUUCAGCAACAGCUCCAACUUCAUCACACACCAGAGAACGCACAUGAAAGAGAAACUUUAUUGAUGUGGCGGAGAGGGUCAGUGAAGGGGCUGGCCCAGGAGGGGGAACAGUCACAACACCCCCACGUAGGGACGUCUCAUUAGGUAGAAGAGCCGUUCUUGAGUGGUCUUUGCGGGUUUGUGCCAGAACCGCCUGCUCGUCCUUCUUCCUAGGAUCCCAUUGUCUCAGUGGUUGGAGCCAAACCCCAAGAACAGCUGGGCUGGAAGGUAGGGGAGCUGGUCAUCUUCUGCUUCACGGCUUGAUUGGCUCCCUCUCCUGGUCCCUCUGGGUCCAGAUCCUCUUUAGUGGGACUCGGCAGUGGUGGAAGGCAAGACAGCCUGGCCCGCACCCCGCCGAGUCCCCGGAGAAAUGCAGAUCUGCCAGUGCAGCCGGUGUCUGGGCUGCGGCUGUGCCAGGCUGAGGUGCCUGCAUCCCAGGCCCCUUGCCUGUGUGUUUGUUCUGGGCUUUGAUUUCAGGUCAACGUGGGGAGGCUUCUUCAAUUCUGAGUCACCACAUGAAGGUCAACUCUUUUUCUCUUUUCUGGAAAGUGUCAGGAACACCGACCAUGGGGUAGGUCCUGGAACCAGUGUCCCAAUAACCUCACUGAUAGUUGGGCAGGGCCUGGGGGGGAGACACAGACGAGGUUGACGUUUGCUUGUCUGCUGUUGUCCUGUGGUAAGUUGGCUGCCAGGGGCACGCACAAGUUUUUGUGGGGCUUGGUUUUUUUAGAGUGAAGGCAGAGACCCUGCCCCCAGCUCCCUCAUCUGCAGGGUGGGCUGGGUCUUUACCCCACAGACACAGUGCUCUGUAGCCAUCACUACACACCUGGCAGUUGCCCAUUCAUUUUUUAAAAAACGCUCUUACACAUGCAGAGCCAGACUUCUGUCCAGUAGCUUUUGUACUGUGAAUGUUAUUUUUAAGGAGGUCUGGAUUUUGAGGACACGUUCCUCAUCUGUUCCCAGGGGAGCUCUGGGCUUGAAUCAUUUGUCCUACAGAGGUCGCCCUUGGUUUUAGGGUGCCAGCGGGGCCUUGUGUGUGGGUCCUUGAGCCUUGAAACAGACAAGAUGGCGAUGAGAGCAGGUGGAAGGGUUUGUUAUGAAAAGAGCAGAUACGGUGUUUCUGGGAAAUGCCAAACGGCCUCUUCCCACACGGGGGUCUGCUCAGAAUGGGCCUUGGUUCUUACAGGGUGGAUGCUUGGUGUUC